Messenger RNA from Striga hermonthica, 1109 nucleotides. The record is from the annotation of a GenBank genome assembly. Lineage: Eukaryota; Viridiplantae; Streptophyta; Magnoliopsida; Lamiales; Orobanchaceae.
GUAUGCACAAUCGAGCAACAACAAUCCAAGAUACGCGAGUUGGUUAGAGCAACUGACUGCGUACUAAGCAAGUCCGACAAAGGAGAAGGCCAGAUCGACGGAAAGUGUAAGGAGUCCAUCUCCCCAUCUGAAUUCUCGAAAUAUUUUUCAACGGUCAUGAAGUACGAGUACGAGUUGACGGACUAUGAAGGACCGCCUAUAUUCGAUGAAUACCCCGACGACUUUGUCGAAGAUGAAGGAACUUUGGUUGAGUCUAAAGGAGAUGAAGUGGCCGGCGAGGUUCAGAAAGAGAAUGAAGAAGGUGUGCUGGAGAUUUCACUGGUUGAGGAAGAAAUUGCGCACGACUCGCGCGCGCCCCUCACACGCGCACGCUGUUGCGCGCGCUUCGCUUAUGCCGACUUUCUCUCGCGCGUACUCGCCCUCACCCAGCAUUCCUACGCCCACGCGGAUUGGGCCAUCCGCGUUUUUCCCGCACUUGCGCGCUAUCGAGCGCCCAUCGCCGCUGCUGCCCACAUUCCGCGCGUCCUCGCCACUUCCGCGAGUGCCGCGCACGUCUCUCACCCCCGUGCCGCUCGCGCUGUCGUCCCGUGCCUUGCGCGUCGCCUCCAGCGCCCCAGCGUCCCGAUCCUCUACCGCGCGUCCCCGUGCACCCGCUGCACUGCGCGUCCCAACCGUCUCCGCGGCCUGAUCGCACCCGCGUACGCCCGCUGUCGUCCGCGUGCUGCCAUUUCCCGUCGUCGAUCCUUCCGAUGCACACCAUCGUACGUUGCCACUCACCCGUGCAUCAAUUCGACCCCUCGGCCCAUUACGCGCAUCAAAGUACGAUGCGCGUUCUUUGCUCGUGCUUGCACCCUUGUCGCCAACCGACUCCAAGUGUUCCCCCGAUUCCUUAAGCUCUCCCGUCGGCCAUGGGUCCCAUCCAUCCAACCCAAUGCAAUCACCAGCUCUCCAAAUCCAACCAUCCUCCAUUCUACUCUUACCUCCCCUUCGAACCACGAUCUUGCGAACUCGCCUUUUCCUCGCACAAGGCUUGCACCAACACUUCUCUUCUUUAGCCUUUGCCUUGCCUUCCCUUCGAGUUCUCUUGGUCUUGCGUCUCCUAGGCUUAA